Messenger RNA from Schistosoma turkestanicum, 195 nucleotides. The record is from the annotation of a GenBank genome assembly. Lineage: Eukaryota; Metazoa; Platyhelminthes; Trematoda; Strigeidida; Schistosomatidae.
CAUCUAUCGAUUUAUCAUGGAACAUUUCCCAUAUUAUCGUGAUAAUCGUCAAGGUUGGCAAAAUUCCAUUCGGCAUAAUUUAAGUUUAAAUGAUUGUUUUAUUAAACUGCCACGUGAUAAAAGUCGACCAGGCAAAGGUAAUUAUUGGACAUUAUCAACUAGUGCUGAUGAAAUGUUUGAACAUGGAAAUUAUCG